Messenger RNA from Vigna unguiculata (cowpea), 3544 nucleotides. RefSeq names its product putative LRR receptor-like serine/threonine-protein kinase At1g07650. Gene Ontology annotation, molecular function: protein kinase activity; ATP binding; protein binding. Gene Ontology annotation, biological process: protein phosphorylation. Lineage: Eukaryota; Viridiplantae; Streptophyta; Magnoliopsida; Fabales; Fabaceae. The record is from RefSeq and is a predicted model, not a curated record.
AUUUAUCCACUAAAACUAGUUCUACGAAUUAGGUGGUCUUUUAGAUAUAGCUGAAAUCAAAGCGAGAUUAAAGUUUGGAUCUUUUCUCACCUGUUUUACACCAAGUUGGAAUUUUGUAAUGUUUUCACACACACUCAAAAUAACUUGGCAAAUCACUAUAUAAAUACUCAUUGGGUUUGGAAAAAGAAUUUUUUUUCUGUCACAUGCUCCCAACCAGAUUACAGUAGCUACCAACAACAUCACCAUUGAUGCAAUCCACCCUCUAUCCUCAUCUCAUAUAAUAGUCUCUGACUCUCACGCUAUCAUUUUCUUCCUUCUUCAACAACCAGAGAGUUCCACUCUCCAAACGGUGAAAGCACGUUCAUGGAGCCCAACUUGGGAGAUUCCAGGGUGUUCCUUUCACUCUUCCUUGCUUCAACUUCAUUGAUUUUCCUCUCACACUUGGCUUCUGCAGCCACUCCCAAGCUCAACGCUCAAGAGGUGAAGGCACUGAAGGAUAUAGGGAGCAAGAUUGGGAAGAAAGAUUGGGAUUUUGGAGUGGAUCCUUGCAGUGGAAAAGGGAGUUGGAAUGUUUCUGAUGAUAGGAAAGGCUUUCAGAGCUCUGUGAUGUGUGAUUGUUCCUUCAAUAACAGUACUUCUUGCCAUGUUGUAAGCAUAUUCUUGAAGGGUCAGAAUCUGUCUGGUACUCUCUCACCAAUGUUUUCCAAGCUUCAGUAUCUCACAAUAUUAGACCUCAGUCGUAACAUCAUCACUGGUUCUAUACCUUCAGAGUGGAGUACCAUGGGCUUAGUUGAGAUCUCUUUCAUGGGAAACAAAUUAUCAGGGCCAUUCCCCAAAGUUCUCACCAAUAUCACAACCCUCAAAAACUUGAGUAUUGAAGGAAACCUACUUUGGGGCCACAUUCCAACGGAGAUUGAGAAGUUGGUCAAUUUAGAAAAACUCAUUCUAUCAUCCAAUGGAUUCACAGGAGCAUUGCCACCGGCAUUUUCCAAGUUGACCAAGUUGAUUGAUUUGAGGAUAAGCGACAAUAAUUUCUUUGGGAAGAUACCUGAUUUCAUUAGUAACUGGACAGUGAUAGAAAAGCUGCAUAUGCACGGUUGUUCUCUUGAGGGCCCAAUACCUUCUAGCAUUUCUGCCUUGACAAGAUUAAGUGAUUUGAGGAUAACUGACCUAAAAGGUGAUAAAACCUCAGCUUUCCCACCACUAAAUAACUUGAAAUCCAUGAAGACAUUGGUAUUAAGAAAAUGCAGGAUUAAAGGAGAAAUCCCAGAAUAUAUUGGGAGAAUGGAAAAACUGAAAAUCUUAGAUUUGAGUUACAAUAGCUUGAGUGGAGAGAUACCUGAAUCUUUUGCCGAACUUGACAAAGUAGACUUCAUGUAUCUUACUGGGAACAAGUUAUCCGGGACUAUACCACCGUGGGUCCUUGGAAACAACAAAAACAUUGAUGUCUCUGACAAUGAUUUCUCCUGGGAUAGCUCAAGUCCAACUGAAUGUCAACGAGGGAGCAUAAACCUUGCUGAAAGCUACUCUUCAUCUGUAGAUACACAAAAUAAUAUUCAUUCAUGCUUAAAAAGGAACUUCCCAUGCCCUGCUUCAGUUAGCCAAUAUCAGUACGCCUUGAACAUUAAUUGUGGUGGUAAGGAAGCAAAUAUCAGCGGUCAUAUUUAUGAAGCUGAUGGUGAACGAAAAGGUGCUGCAAUGUUAUAUUAUAGUGGCCAGGAUUGGGCUCUGAGCAGCACUGGAAACUUCAUGGACAAUGAUAUUGACUCUGAUCCAUACAUUGUGGCCAAUACUUCUAAACUUAAUAACAAUGUCUCUGCACUCAGCUCACAACUAUACACAACAGCUCGUGUUUCUCCCCUUGCUCUCACAUACUAUGGUCUCUGUCUAAUAAAUGGAAAUUACACAAUCAAACUUCACUUUGCAGAGAUUAUUUUCAUCAGUGAUAGGUCACUUAAUAGUCUUGGAAAGCGGGUAUUUGACGUCUAUAUCCAGGGGAAUUUAGUGCUGAAAGACUUUGAUAUCCAAAGAGAAGCUGGUGGUACUGGCAAGCCAAUUGUGAGGACAUUCAAUGCUACUGUCACCCAACAUACUUUGAAGAUUCACUUCUACUGGGCUGGAAAAGGAACCACUGGCAUUCCCACUAGAGGAGUUUAUGGACCUCUAGUAUCUGCUAUUUCAGUAAACCCUAAUUUUAAACCUCCAUCAAGGGGUGAUGACAACAGAACUCAUGUCAUACUGGCAAUUGGCAUAGUCGCUGGUGUUUUAGUUCUUCUACUUCUGGGACUGGUUUUCAUGAGGUGGAUGGGAUGGUUAGGAGGCAAUGAUCCGGUGUAUAAAGAGCUUAGGGGUAUCGAUCUGCAGACGGGAUUAUUUACACUAAGACAAAUCAAAGCAGCAACCAAAAACUUUGAUGCAGCAAACAAAAUUGGCGAAGGUGGCUUUGGCUGUGUUUACAAGGGCCUACUGUCAGAUGGUACAAUAAUAGCAGUAAAGCAGCUAUCUUCAAAAUCCAAACAAGGAAACCGAGAGUUUGUGAAUGAGAUGGGAUUGAUAUCUGGACUCCAACAUCCCAAUCUUGUUAAGCUUUAUGGAUGUUGUGUGGAGGGAAACCAGCUAAUACUGAUAUAUGAGUAUAUGGAAAACAAUUGUCUAUCUCGGAUUCUUUUUGGGAGGAAUCCAGAGAGCAGAAUAAAACUAGACUGGCCAACAAGGAAGAAAAUUUGUCUUGGUAUAGCUAAAGCUUUGGCUUACCUUCAUGAAGAGUCCAGAAUAAAAAUCAUACACAGGGAUAUAAAGGCAAGUAAUGUAUUGCUGGACAAGGAUUUUAAUGCUAAGGUUUCAGAUUUUGGCUUGGCAAAACUUAUUGAAGAUGACAAAACCCAUAUUAGCACUCGAGUAGCAGGAACAAUUGGUUACAUGGCUCCUGAGUAUGCAAUGCGAGGCUAUCUAACUGACAAAGCAGAUGUUUAUAGCUUUGGAGUGGUUGCACUGGAAACUGUCAGCGGAAAGAGUAAUACAAAUUUCAGGCCAAACGAGGAUUUCGUUUAUCUUCUUGAUUGGGCCUAUGUUUUGCAAGAGAGAGGGAGCCUUCUGGAGCUGGUUGACCCAGAUUUGGGUUCAGAAUAUUCAACUGAGGAGGCCAUGGUGGUGCUAAAUGUGGCUCUCUUGUGUACCAAUGCAUCUCCUACACUUAGGCCAACAAUGUCCCAAGCUGUGAGCAUGCUUGAAGGUUGGACUGAUAUUCAAGAUCUACUUUCUGAUCCGGGAUAUUCAGCUGUUAGUUCCAGUUCCAAAUAUAAGAGUAUAAGAAAUCACUUCUGGCAGAAUCCUAGUAGAACACAUAGCAUGUCAAUACCUAGUGUAUAUACUGAUUCCUCUGGCUCUCAUGUUGAAACAGAAAAGAGCUAUCGUCUUGUAACAACAGUUAAUUCAGAUGGAUCCAAUACCCAAGAAAGUGGAGUGCUAUAAGAAAGUGGUGUAUUCAAUACAAGAAAGAUAAAGAGAAAAAAAAAAGUUAAUAACUAUGUAAAAAGUUUCAUCA